AGAGCGGGUUGACACGGUGCCGGAGCCUUGUGAUGGUGUUUUGGGAAGCACGGUUCACAUCCAGGAUGGUCCGACAAGGAUCCAAUGUGAUGGUGAAAGCCAAAGCGAGCUCCGGUGGGAUCAGCGUCUGCGAGAGGGGCGUCAAAUCCUCCAAGGUCGGCAAACCCUGCUCCCAGUCGACCACCCUCUCCUGCGCGGCAUCAAAAUCGACCAUUUCCUCAUCUUCUCCCAUCCAGAACCAGAAUCACCGCCACCAACCAAGCCUUCUACGAUCUAACCGACACCAAUGGGAGUUCGGGCAAGAGGAGGGAGGUCGGCGGCAGGAGGAGCCGAGGAGGUCGGCGGGCCGGGCCGGAUCGGGCCGAACCUUACUGGGCCCGGCCCGGCCCGAUACCCACCCUAGGUUAGCGAGAAUGAAUGAGAAAGCAAGUGAGGAGAGAAAAAAAAUGGGAAAAUGAAGCAUCGACAGAAGAACCAAAGAAAAAUAUCCUUGCUCGAGCUAACGAGCCCAGUUGGCUUAAGCGAGCUUCGUUAAACUAACUUGAACUAGACUUGAUAAAAUAAACGAGUUGAACAGACUUGUUGAGUAGAAAAGCUGGCUCAAACUCGAGUUAGACCCGAGCCUUAAUGAGGCGAAUUAGACUUGCUCGGCUCGUUUUUCACCCCUCUGUGGUAGACCAUCGAGUAAUGGGAGGGGUUCGAAUGUUAAAUCCGUACCGAUAGUUUUCGUGCACAUGGAUCGCGCACAAAAACUCGGUCUCGCUUCGCGCCCUGACGGGCUGACGGCCCCAUACACAAGCACUCAUGCUGCCCCGAAGCAUUUGAUCCGUUUCGCGGGGGAGGAGGGUGCGUCUGCGCCCAUGUCGACAGAAGUGAUAUCUAGUGGAGAUUGAUUGAGAGUCCCCCAACGGAACAAGGAGGAGAAGACGGGACAGGGGAGAACCAGCGAUGGGAAGGUACCGAAGCAGGAGCAGAAGCUACAGCCCCAGACGAAGCAGGAGCUGGAGCCCUCCUCGGAGGAAGAGGUAUGACGACCCCAGGGACCGACAAAGAGGGGAGAGGUCAUCUAGGUUUUACGGAGACCGGCGGUCCUCCGCUCCUUCAGGCCUCCUCGUUCGAAAUGUUGCCCUAGACGCCAGACCCGAGGAUUUAAGGAUUCCAUUUGAACGGUUUGGACCUGUGAAGGAUGUGUAUCUUCCAAAGAAUUAUUAUACAGGGGAGCCACGGGGGUUUGGAUUUGUGAAGUUUCGGAAUGCUGAAGAUGCAGCAGAAGCCAAGCAACAGAUGAAUCAUCAGGUUAUUUUGGGGCGUGAAAUAACCAUUGUUUUUGCAGAAGAAAACCGAAAGACACCUGCUGAAAUGCGUGCUACUGCACGCAUUAGUGGUAGAUAUAUGGAAGGAAGCUUUAGACGUAGAACACCACUACGAUCACCAAGGCAUCGUUAUCAAUCCUACUCAAGGUCACUUUCUCCAUCAAGGCGUGAUUCAAGGGACAGAGUCUAUAACACAAGAGAUGACUGCUCAGAACCAAGGUCUAGGUCUCUGUCACCUCCAGAUUAUGAUGGCAGGGAUUAUCGAUCACACAGAAGAUCCUUGAGCCCCCAUGAGAAUGGAAAUUUUAGCCGUUCUCGUUCUCAUUCAUACAGUCCACGAUCAUGACAUGGCAUUGUUCAGCUGCCUUCUUGCUUUCCGCUAGAUUCAAGUAGGAGUUGGGUGUUGAAAUACCAAAUUUGACCCUUUUUAAUGUAUCGAUGGUUUGGAAAGGAAUGGUAGCUUUCGUUUUCCUGUCUUCCCUUUUUUGUGGGAUGUUUUGGAUGGUUGAUUUGCACAAACAUGUUUCUGUAUUUUGAACCUUUUGAUUGCAACGAUCGUAUAGUUGUGAAACGUCCUCGUUCAUUUUGUAUGACAACCUGUGCUGUCA
Molecule: messenger RNA, 1921 nt
Organism: Nymphaea colorata (pocket water lily)
Lineage: Eukaryota; Viridiplantae; Streptophyta; Magnoliopsida; Nymphaeales; Nymphaeaceae
Product: serine/arginine-rich SC35-like splicing factor SCL28
Exons: 7
Coding region: 949-1659 (236 amino acids)
Molecular function (GO): RNA binding
Source: RefSeq, a predicted model, not a curated record